GUCCCUGAAUGACAGGGGAGCGCAUGGUGGGACGGUGGUUCCUGCAUCACGGAGGUGAGGUGGCUCAGUAAAGAUCAUGGUCAAGCUUCAUUGCUUUCUUCUCAGUUAGUCAAGAUUUCUCUCUGAGGCUGGGAUUUACUAGUGACGCCCAAGUCCAGAGACGCCCAUGUCUGAGUGCUGGACUGGCUGUACCCAAUUCCUAGCUCUGUGUUUUUUCCAAAGCCUUCUAUUUAAGCAUCAUCCUAGCCAGUUUAGCUGUAGGCCAGAGUCCAAUGAUGAGCUUCCUAAUCCCGAUACCAUCCUGUACACCUGUCUCACUCAUUCCCAGCAUCAGGCUUGUCACCUGCAGCCUCCAGUUACCCUGCCAGUCCCUGCAGGCUCUUUUGAUAUUUUGGUCUUUUCUCUCUGCCCAUCCUCACAAGAACUCAUAUUUUCCUGGAUGUCAUGCAUAGACCAGGGGUCUAAGCAAAGCCAGAUGGGAGAAACAAAGUGAGGUGCAGUGAGAUUUGGUCCAAAAGAUUGCAAAAAUUUUGCAGGGAAGGGUGUGUUGCCACCUUAUCUCAUGCUGCAGCCUCUAGUAUGGGUUUGUAUAUCUGGUCAGCUUGAAAAUGUCACACUUUUGACAUUGAUGUGUUCACGGGCAUUUGUAGAAUAUAUCAUGUGAAAAAUGGACAAUUAGGACAAAAUUCAGCUGCAGAUUAAGACACUUGGAUUUCUACACCUGUCUGACUAAGACACUUGCUUGUCUACGCAUGUACUAGGUGGUUAUGGCCCAAUUAUGAUCAAUGGAGAAACCUGGCCAAUGCUUGCAGGGAAGCCUGGAGAUGAGUUCAGCCCAAGUAGACACGAAGUGGCUUAGCCAUGCUGGCUAAAUCUGAGGGAGUUCAGACACCCAAGUAGGGUCUUAAUCUGGAGCUGAAUCAUUCCCUCAAGGUACAAGUCAUUUAGUUGUACGAAGAUCCCUCUUAAACUGUGUAAACAGGUUACAGAAUGUAUUUGUCAAUACAGCAUACAUGCUAUGACAUUGAAUAUGUACUUAACUGCUCUUGUUGUAAUCCAGCCUUUUUUAGAUCUAUCUUUCGGGUUCUGCCACUGCUUCUUGUUCUGUCUCCAGUGAAUUCAUCUAGUUGUGCAAUGGGAAAUAAAACAACUGAAAUCCGUGUGAAGUACGAGAAUAUACUAAGCCACGACAUCAAUGAGCUGGUAAAUAUGUCUGCAGACUAUCGUGACAGGUGCUGCAAGAAUAAAAAACAGGAAAAUAGCAAAAUGUUUUUCUGCAACGAUACUCAGGAAAUAGAGUCACUACAGAGUAUGGCAUGCAACAUGCUCAGAUUCUUUAACAAGCAAAAAGUCAACAAAGACUUCAGAUGGAAAGCAGCAUUAGUCUCGUGUGGGACAUUACAGGUUCUACAGUGCAAAUGUGAAAGACACAAAAAAGAAAAGGUUUGCAUGCAGUUAAAUGCGCAUAAUAAAGAAAAUACAGAACAGCCCAGAAGGAGAUGUAACCAUGAAUUUUGUGAACUGAAAGAAAAUAUAUCUAGCCUUCGAUCCUGCUGGAAUAAAUUUGAAAAAAUAAUUUCCAGGUGAUUCCAGGUGAAUCCUGCUCUUUUCUUUCAAAGUGGCAUUACUUGGUAUCUUUGCAUUUUAUAUGCAUUCUUCGAGUAACUCUGCUCGUUUGUAUGAACACUUUAUGCCAGAAUUCUGAGGGAAAGCUACUGUACCUUGUUCCUGGAGACAGAAUAGAUAGAAACGGCUAAGCCAAGCCGCUGAAGCCCAAGAAGUGGAAAUGAAAGACCAGCGUUUGAAACAGAGAACUCUGCAGAAGGCUGUGUCCCACCUUUGUGCUCUGGAAACUACUUUGAAUUUUCUGAUCUUUCGAGCAACUUUAUAAUAUCGUCAUAUGAAAGCAAUCUACUUACAUGUCUACUGCAAUUUAUAAAAACAUCCUACAAGCUGCAGGUGAAGAAAACCUUACAGAAAAGUAGCUGGUUUCUUUAUAUCUGUAUAAAAUGCAUCAGUAUAAAACGCAUCAAGGACCAAAAGGAACAAUUUAGCAAACAAGCAGCUGAUCUCGGGUCUGUUCUGCUGAUGCAACGAGUCCAGCAUGGGUAUCUAAUGGGUCUGCAAACUGAUUGAGGUUUGGAAACAUAGGGAAAGGGUUAACUUUUUGAAAAACUUAGGAAGGGUACUGAUAUUUGAGAGAUGUAGCACAUUUCUACUGGCUGAAGUAGAGGCAGGACAGCGAGACCUAUGGAAGGCGAAAAAGAAGAUGCCUGAAUGUAAGUUUGUUCAGCUGACUGGAAACAGCACUACCCUUAGGUAUUUGGUUAUCCCAGAGUUAGCUGCAGGAGGAGCUAGAAUUUCUUACCUUCAGAUUGUGAUUUCUCAUAUGCAAUUAUUUUAUGUAACGUGUUUAACAUGUUAGACAAACGUGACUUAAAGUAUUUUCAGAGAAUAAUAU
Messenger RNA from Egretta garzetta (little egret), 2461 nucleotides. RefSeq lists its product as uncharacterized. Gene Ontology annotation, biological process: immune response. Gene Ontology annotation, molecular function: growth factor activity; interleukin-7 receptor binding. NCBI's taxonomy places the organism in Eukaryota, Metazoa, Chordata, Aves, Pelecaniformes, Ardeidae. The record is from RefSeq and is a predicted model, not a curated record. Gene Ontology annotation, cellular component: extracellular region. The transcript is spliced from 4 exons. Bases 991 to 1587 code for a protein of 198 amino acids.